Messenger RNA from Cladophialophora carrionii CBS 160.54, 395 nucleotides. RefSeq lists its product as uncharacterized. NCBI's taxonomy places the organism in Eukaryota, Fungi, Ascomycota, Eurotiomycetes, Chaetothyriales, Herpotrichiellaceae. The transcript is spliced from 3 exons. The record is from RefSeq and is a predicted model, not a curated record. Gene Ontology annotation, biological process: mycotoxin biosynthetic process. The annotation marks the transcript as partial.
GCUCUCCCAUGCUCGAUGAGGUCGACAUUCGCUACAGCACGGUUCAGUUUGAUGGAACGUUCAUGAACCUGUCCAUCUAUGCUCAACCUCCAGGGUCAGGCGUGGACGAGGCAUGGCUUGCACUGGGUACAAAUUACCGCCAGGUUAUCGUGCCCGAAAACCAAGCGGAAGCCGCCGGUCUAUCUCCUGGACAAGUAAAGAGGCGGGAAGAUCAGGGAGGUGGCUACAUCACCAACGUCGAAGCUUUGCACCAUCUGCAUUGUCUUAACCUCCUGCGUCAGUCUUCGCAUUGGUAUUACGAGCACUACAAGGAGCAAGGAGAGGGCGCUUUUGUCAACGAUGAAGACAUUGUUCUGAUUCACCACGGUAAAUUUGAUCCCGACCCCACUGCUUGA